Molecule: messenger RNA, 2709 nt
Organism: Nematocida major
Lineage: Eukaryota; Fungi; Microsporidia
Exons: 1
Coding region: 1-2709 (902 amino acids)
Source: RefSeq, a predicted model, not a curated record
AUGGGAUUGCUCUUUGGUUUUCUAUGUGUGCUGCUUGCGGCAGGGCAGGUGGCAGCGUGUAUAGACAUGACUUACAAUGAGAUGCUGGCGUACAAAAGCAGGCCUGUGGGCCGCGUGCGCGGGGAGGACGUGUAUGUGAGCCCGGAGUGGGUGGGGCACCCGGUAUGUGUGUCCAGGCUUGUCUGGCUGGAGUACGUGUACAACAUGCGGAGGUACUCGUGCGGGCUGGACACGAGCUUCAGCCUGCUGCCGAGCGGGCGAGUGGACAAAUACGGAGGAGAUGCGUACACAUAUGUGCGAGAGCCGGAGAAGGACAGGGCACACCUUCCCGAUGACAUUGCGAGCGCGGCAGCGUUUACAGGAGACGAAGGGUACUGCGUGAAGUUCCACCAAGCGCUGGUGCAUAUGUUUGGUCUGCAGAAGAAGGGAGGCCUGGCAGUUAAAACUGGACGGCCGUGCUCUUUCACAGAGUUUCUUCGGAAGAGCUGCAAAACCACAGAAGAGGCGCACUACGUGCUGGCAGCGCUGGUUCUGCUGAGCGAGGGCGUUGACGUGCCGAUUCGGACCGCUGGAAACGGAGUGAUUCUAAAAAAAAGAAAAGACAGCAAUGACGUGCUGGUGAACGCGUGCGUGCCAGCUGUGAAGAGUGGAGAAAGGCAGCCAUCCGAGACGUGGCAGGUGGUAAACUUCUUCAAGCGGUACAGAGGCACACACAUGCUACCAAGCACGUACGAAGAGUUUAAAACGGGAGACUUUCUGGAGAGCCCGCAGCUUCUGAUUCUCACAUACAUAGGCGAGUACGUGAAGAGCGCGGAAGAGCUUAUGUCUGUGCUGGAAUGCAUAUUUAACCUUCUGGAGGGCAUGGGCCUGGCCGAGAGUGUGGGAGACCCAGGCAGCGUGGUCGGGCGGAUGUUUGUGCCUGCGAGCCGGCUGCCUGAGGCCCAGGCGCAUCUCGCGCCGUUUCUAGAGGGGCAUUCCGCUCUAGCGGCCUUGGAGCACUUGGAACAGUUUGACUGCCUUCAAAGAGAAGCCAAAUAUGCGGUCCUAAUUGCCAGAGCCUCAGACGAGGAGAAGGAGUACUUUGACAAGCAUGGCACAAACUGCAGGUUUCUUGGAGCGUGUCUGCUAUUGACACGCCUGGCAUUCGACCCGGAGAAGAAUGCAUACAGCCUGGAGGGCCUGCUGGCCGGGGCCGAAAACACGGAGGAGGUGGCCAAAACCAGGGCGUUUUUUGAGGCAGUGCAGACACACAUAGAAGAGGGUUUUCCUUUGGGCUGGCUGAAGGAAGGGCAUGCGCAAAAACAAAGAGACCUGUGGCUCAUGGUGCAUGUGCAGUUCAUGGAGGCGCUGGGGAAUUUAGAGCCGACGUUUCUAAACCAAAUACGUGCGCUUGCGAAGAUGACCGGGCGGCUGCAGGCUGUGGUGGACGAGCUGGCGGCGCACCAAGCGGCAAUGGAUGCUGAAGGAAGCACAGAGCUGACCUCUGAGGCGAUCGAGAGCGUUCGGGCGCUGCUGCGCUCGAUAGCAGUGGACAAAGGUGUGGAGGUGAAGAUUAGAGAGAACUACGAUUCCUUUAGAGGCGGAGAAUACACGCUUACAAUAAUUCGUGUGCCCGAACGCACCAACAGAUGUGAAAUGAUAGCGGUGUUCGCACAAGAAAACACUUGGGUGACAAUUCUAGAUCUGUCACGCCGAACUCUCUCUAGCAGAGAGGAUAGUGUGUUGGGCGUGGCGGUCGCGCAGUACAGGAAGGAAGCGCUGUUUUCGGGCUUUGUGCUUGCGGAGUGCAUGCACCGAAUCGCGGCUGCGAAUAUCACUUUAAACUUUCCAAGCACAAAAAUCGAAGAUGUGCAUGAAGCUGCGCGGUGGGCAGUUGAGUGCAGCCCGGCCAGGCCAACCAGCGUGCUGAUGGCGCUGCCGGUGGUGGGGACGCGCUUCAGGGAGGACCUUGUCUCUGCGCUGGUGCUGUAUGCCGAGCAGAAGAAGAUUGAGCUGACUCUGGCACACCCGGUGGGCCGGCUGGUUGCGAACAUGAUAGGGAGCAUUGACCUUAGAGACUCGAUAUCCCGGCGCUGUGUCCUGAAAGUGCCUGCAGUUGCCGGCAUUCUGCGGGUGCUGUGUCCAGCGCUGCAGCUGUCCGAAAAGUCGCGACGGGAACUUUGGAACUCACACAUGCAUAAUAUGUAUUGCGGGCUGUAUCCCUUCGAAAAGGCCGAUCUGCUUGCACGGGAAAACCUUAUGUGGUAUUUUCGAGCGUACGCAGAGAAACAAAACGAGCCGCUGUUCAGGUGUAAGCUGCUGCAUAUGCAUGCGAUUAUAGCAAGGCGUGGCGCGUGUCUGUUUUCGACGGACCCGGUGGCAUCCCUAGAAGAGGUGUGUGCGCUUGUUCUAGCGGAUAACGCGGGAGAAGACCUGGUGACGGCCAAGGCCCUGGCCAAUGCGCUGCGGAUGUCCUGGCUGGCGGUUCUUUUGGGGAGGGGCCUGCAGAGGCAGAAAGGUGCAAUUGUCGAGAUUUACAAGACUGUUAAGCCGGGGCAUCUUGAAAAAGAGCUUGAACAGCUUUGCGAUUUUUGGCGGCGCGUAAAUCUAAGCUCUACACUAGACAGCCUGAACGAAGCAAGGAAUGUUCUUGUAGGGGAAGUGGGCCGCGCAAAGUUUGAAACGCUGUAUGAACUCUACCGCCAAGUAUGCAUUAGAUUCCGGGGUUGA